Molecule: messenger RNA, 2286 nt
Organism: Drosophila simulans
Lineage: Eukaryota; Metazoa; Arthropoda; Insecta; Diptera; Drosophilidae
Product: dynein regulatory complex protein 9
Exons: 1
Coding region: 876-2213 (445 amino acids)
Biological process (GO): cilium organization
Cellular component (GO): cytoplasm; motile cilium
Molecular function (GO): protein binding
Source: RefSeq, a predicted model, not a curated record
GGAUCAUAUUCGUUAUAAAAUAUAUAAAUAUUAGCUAUAGAAGUUGCUACAUUCUAGGUUCUAGAUCGAAAAGGAUUCCCCGUGCUGUGCCCCUUAGUUGUGCACCUUAGUUGUGCCCCUCAGUUUUGCCCCCAUAACCCGUGCUGAUCGAAAGGUCAUACCAUACCGUGUAAUGCCACGGAGGUUCAUGUACUUAUUUUAUUUUUAAACCCUGUCGCUGCGGGCAUGCUGGGAAAUCGGUCGUAAAGACAGAGUCGGAGAGCAGCGAGCGGCGUGCAGGUUUUGCGGUUAAUGCGAUAAUUUAAUUGUAAUGCGGGUCUGGAGUCCUGUGCGCCAAUAAUUUAACUUGCAAUCAGCGCGGCAUUUAUUGGGUUAAACAUAUAAGCCAAGCGAAGAAGCCGAAGGGCGAAGACGCAUACUUGCAUGCCCAAGGAGUGAAUGAACCCCAAGGAUACGCGGCUCCGGCUACAGAUACAACUACAGGCACAGAUACGCAGCGAAAGGGAAAAAUGAAAGAGUAGGACCCGAAGGAGCCAGAGGAUGGCAAAUAAAUUCAACGAUUUCUGUCCUGCGUGCAAUAAGGGUCCUGACGCAGUCAGUUGGGCAUUUUCGCACGUAAGCCACGAGGACGAUGACAGCAAUGAAAUAUGCAAGCCAGGUCCCGCACCCAAGCAUUUUUCCAAGAACGCAAGGCGUACAUGAGUCAGAAGUUGAAAGCCGGCUGUGAGGAUGAGUGAAAAUCCGAGUUCAUGUUGAAAGCCAAACAUUUAUAAACUUCCACAGCCUGGCAACUGUUGCUAGGGAGGGGGCAGCUACCAGGAUUGGCUUCCAAAACCCAUUGUCUCGCCGGGCAACACAUUUCGGUAUUAGUUGCCAUGUCGCAAGGACACUCGGCGGAGCAAUUGCUGGAGCUGCGCCGCAUCCUCCUGCUGACCGUCUAUAGGAACACGUUGAAUCAGCUUGUACUGCAGCAGCGUUCCCAGCGCUUAAAUGCCAGAAAACCGCUUUCACUGCCGGCUUCUCUUCGCAGGCGACGCAGUUCGUCGAUGGGGGAGCAGGAGAGGCCGGAACGUGUCCUCAUUACGGGCAAAGUGCUGCCUAGAUUGGAAUCCCUGCUCGGUGAGCAAGAGAACGAUGCCGAUCUGCUUGAUGAAGAUGUCCUAGAUGCACUGAAAUUUGAGAGGGAUAUGGAUGCCCUGCGAGCGAUUUUCGAGGUAGCCAUGAAUGAUCCGGAUUUGGCAGAGAAAAAUUAUACCCAGGAUCAGGGUCUAGAAACUGAUGGGGAGAAAGAAGAGGAACUAGAAGGUGAAGAUCCGCAGGAUAUGAAAAUUAUGUGUCUGCAAAUUAAUGAACAGCUCAAACUCUUUGAGGAUGAACAGUUCGAAGAUAAGAAGGAUGCAUUUAAAGAAGAGACAAUUGAGUCCUUCGAUGACAAGGACAUGGCAAACCUUGAGAUUAAAGUGACGGAAACUCCUUGUCUCGAGGAUAAGGGUCUGGAAAACAUAAAGCAAGCCAUAGCCGCGUUGUGUGGCAAUAGGAGUGAGGAGUCCCAGGCUGCCCAGCAGCUACAGGAGUCCAAGGAUGAACUUAAAAAACUCAAGGAGGACCUCGAACUCGAAAAGCGCGUCACCAAGGACAAGCUGCAGGACCUGGAGGAGCGCAUUGCCGACACCAAGUACAAGCUGCGCUGUGUCUCCCGUGUCAAUGACCUCGAGUACAGCUUGGUGCAGCGCUGGGAGGAGGGUCGUCUGGCCCAAGGAACCAUUUGGGGUGAGAACGCCGAGCGUGCCUACCUACGCGACAUUUUGGACAUCAAGCAGAAGCUGGCACGCGAGGAGCGGGUGAGCACCGAGCUCCGCUCCUUCCGCCAGCGGGAGAUCCUGGAGCUGCAGGCCAGGAUUAAGGAGUGGCAGGAGCGGUAUGUCAGCGAGAUGCGACGUGUGGAUCGCGAAGCAGAAGCCUGGGAGCUGCGCAUUCUCGAGCAGAAGAAGCUGUUGCAGAAGCACAAGGAGAUCUACGAGGAGCGGAUGACCUAUGUGCAGGAGUACCGCGCCCAAAAGGAGGAGGAGCAGCGACUCCUCGACCUGCAGAUGCACCGCAUCGAGUGUGCCGUCAGGCUGCAGGCCUGGUGGCGGGGAACCAUGGUGCGACGUGGACUGGGACCGUUCAAAAAGAAACCCAAACGCGGCAAACGAGGCAAGCCCAAGAAAUAAGGCAUUUUAGAAAGUAAAUACAUCUAAAUCAUAUAAGUUAAUAAAAUAUCCAGAUAUCUUGUAAGCUAUCAAC